Molecule: messenger RNA, 8376 nt
Organism: Corapipo altera (White-ruffed manakin)
Lineage: Eukaryota; Metazoa; Chordata; Aves; Passeriformes; Pipridae
Gene: IGDCC4
Product: immunoglobulin superfamily DCC subclass member 4
Exons: 20
Coding region: 56-3922 (1288 amino acids)
Biological process (GO): cell-cell adhesion; axon guidance
Cellular component (GO): axon; plasma membrane
Molecular function (GO): protein binding
Source: RefSeq, a predicted model, not a curated record
GGGGCGCUCGCACAAGAUGGCGGUGGGGCGGCGGGAGAGCGCGCUCCCCUCGUAGAUGCGGCGGCCCCUGCUCCCGGCGCCCGGCGGGGCUUACAUGGCGCUGGAGGACCUGCUGCUUUGUCUCUGCUUCUCCGCCCUCGCCGUCCUGGCCGUGCAAGGGAGCCUGUUGGAAGGGGAGUCUCUCGACCUGAGCUGUAGUGCUGGUCCUGCAAAGGUGAUACUGGAGCCAAACCAAGUAGUGGUUUUGGACUGUAACCUGACCCCUGCCGAGCAAGUGAUCAACAUCACAUGGAAGAAGAAUGGGUUUCCAUUAGUGGAGCAGGAACAUCUCCACGUGCUUCCGAAUGGAUCGCUCUUCAUCUCAUCCCAGGCUGUGGCAAAGGACAGUAAAAAUCCCAGUGCUGAGGGGAAUUACUCCUGCGUGUCUCACAGCUCCCUAGGGACUGUCACCAGUCAGACAGCUGCAGUCAGGUUUUCAACAUUGUCACGCUUUUUCCAGCAGCCAGAGUCACAGACGGUGGAAGAAAAUGGCAUGGCCCGGUUUGAGUGUCGGAUCGAAGGGCUGCCCUCCCCUGUCAUCACGUGGGAGAAGGACCAUGAAGCUGUUCCAGCAGAACCCAGGUUUAUAACUCUUCCCAAUGGUGUCCUCCAAAUCGUGGAUGUGCAGGAGAGUGAUGCCGGCGCUUAUCACUGCGUGGCCACCAACGCCGCCCGAAAGCGCUACAGCAGCGAUGCCACCCUGAGCGUGGUGAAAGGUUCCCAGCCAGCAGGAGGAGAUGUCACCAUCGUGGCUGCUCCGGAGAACACCACGGUGGUGGCCGGGGAGAGUGUGGUGAUGGAGUGUAUGGCAGCUGCUGAUCCCACCCCCUUCGUGUCCUGGAUACGACAGGAUGGAAAGCCCGUGUCCACAGAUGUGAUUGUGCUGGGCAGGACCAAUCUCCUCAUUCCCUCCAGCCAGCCCCAUCACUCUGGGGUGUACGUCUGCCGGGCCAACAAACCCCAAACCAGGCAGUUCGUCACCGCCGCCGCCGAGCUCCGGGUCCUUGCUACUCCCAGCAUCUCCCAGGCUCCUGAAACCAUCUCCCGCACCCGAGCCAGCACGGCCAGGUUUGUGUGCAAGGCGGAGGGGGAGCCAGCCCCCACCAUCCACUGGCUGAAGAACGGGGAGCCCAUCCUGUCCAACGGGCGCGUGAAGGUGCAGAGCAGCGGGAGCCUGGUCAUCAACCAGAUCGGCCUGGAGGACGCCGGCUACUACCAGUGCGUGGCUGAGAACAGCCUGGGCACGGCCUGUGCCACGGCCAAGCUCUCGGUGAUCGUGCGGGAGGGUUUGCCCAGCGCUCCCAAGAAGGUGUCGGCCGUGUCCCUCUCCAGCACCACAGUGCUCGUGUCCUGGGAGCGCCCGGAGCACAACAGCGAGCAGAUCAUUGGCUUCUCCUUGCACUACCAGCGGGCUGUGGGAACAGAUAACGUGGAAUACCAGUUUGCUGUCAAUAAUGACACCACUGAGCUGCAAGUCAAGGACCUGGAACCCAACACCAACUAUGUCUUCUACGUGGUCGCAUAUUCCCAGCUCGGAGCCAGCCGGACAUCCUCUUCCAUCAUUGUCCAGACCCUGGAGGAUGUUCCCAGUGCUGCCCCUCAGCUGUCCCUGUCCAGCAUGACUCCUGGUGACAUCCGUGUGACGUGGCUGCCCCCUCCUCCAGAGCUGAGCAACGGCAAGAUAACCAAGUAUAAGAUCGACUACUGCACCCUCAAGGAAGAUCAGGUCACCUCCAUCGAAGUGGGUGGAAAUGAGACCCAGAUCACGCUCUACUCGCUCCAUCCCAACAAAGUGUACAAAGUCCGGAUCGCAGCCAGCACCAGUGUGGGAUACGGGGCCCCCUCCGAGUGGACCCAGCACCGGACUCCUGACAGAGACAACCAGACACACGUUCCCUUUGCCCCAACGGAAUUAAAAGUCCGAGCGAAGAUGGAGUCUCUCCUGAUAACGUGGCAGCCCCCAGCCAACCAUGCCCAGAUAUCUGGCUACAAGCUCUACUACCGAGAAGUGGGCCCAGAGGAGUCCAGCAACGAGAGCCCCUUGGAUGGUGCUGAAGAUGAGAGCUGGGACGUAGGACCCAUAAAACUCAAGAAGAAAGUGAAGCAGUAUGAACUGACUCGACUAGCUCCUGGGAAACUCUACGAGGUGAAGCUGGUGGCAUUCAACAAGCACGAGGAUGGUUAUGCAGCUGUUUGGAAGGGCAAAACAGAGAAGGCACCGGUGACAGCAGUAGAUCCCCCUGUGCAGAAGGGUCCUCCUCUGCCUCCAGUCCAAGUCUAUGCAGAGUCCAACAGCUCCACUUCCAUAUGGCUCAGGUGGAAGAAGCCUGACUUCACAACAGUCAAAAUUGUCAACUACACCGUGCGCUUCAGCCCCUGGGGCCUGAAGAACGCCUCUCUCGUGACGUACUACACCAGCUCUGACGAAGACAUUCUCAUCAGUGGGCUGAAGCCCUACACCAGGUAUGAGUUUGCUGUGCAGUCCAACGGCGUCGGCAUCGACGGCCCCUUCGGCAGCGUGGUGGAGCGCUUCACCCUUCCCGACCGCCCCUCCACUCCUCCGUCUGACCUGCGGCUGCACCCUCUCAACCCCUACGCUGUGCAGGUGCACUGGUGCCCACCUGUGGAGCCCAACGGCAUCAUUGUGGAGUAUCUCAUCCUGUACAACGCCAACAACACGCAGCCAGAUGACAUGUGGACCUUGCUGACGCGAGAAGGAAAUAUCUUCAGCACUGAAGUGCAUGGCCUGGAAAGUGAUACGAGAUACUUUUUCAAGAUGGGAGCAAAGACAGUCGUGGGAUCUGGUCCCUAUUCCAACGUUAAGGAUGUGCACACCCUCCGGGAGAAGUUGUCUGAUGUCCUGGAUAUUCACUCUGUCACGGGGAUCAUCGUGGGGGUCUGCCUGGGGCUGCUCUGCAUCCUCUUCUGCAUGUGUGCCAGCUUCCGAAACAGCAAGCACAGGGAGGCCCUGCCAGGCCUGGAUUCCCAGGCUGCUGGCAACCACACGUACUACCACCGGAACAGGCAGGGGAUGGCUGCUCCCAGUGCCACCCUGGACUCACAUGAGCUUGAGUCUCUCAUGUCCCCACUCCCAGAGGAUGCACCCGUGCCCCUGGGGGACAUCACAGAGCUGACAGAGGUGCACAGCCUCAUCCACACGAGCCUCCCCGAGGACAUUCUCCAUGGGAAGAGGAAGUCUUCAUGGAACAAAUCGGCCACCCAGCCCUGGACAAACAGCAUUGCCAGAUAUGGGGACACCAUCACCAAGGAGCCCCUCUCUGCUGUGAACGGGUCACUCAAGCUCCCCUCCAGCACAGGGCAGAAGCUUCUGUUACAAGCUCUGGUUUAUGAUGCUGUGAUGAAUGAAACAAAGAAAAGCCACCCACCAGCCAACCUUCACCAAGUGGAAGCAGAGGUCAUUGUCCAUUCUGAUUUUUCAGCCUCUGACAGAGACUAUGACUCCCAGCUGCACACCCUGGAGAGUGAAGAGACAGAAAUGGAGGACCAGGAGCCUGCAGAGCUCCCCUCAGGAGAGCUGGCUCUUCCUGGCUCUCCCAGCUCCCAGCAGGACACAGGCCAAGUGUUGGUGGACUGCACAGGGAAUUUGGAGGCUCAGGCCCAGGCUGACACAAAGACUAACAAACCAGAGGCUGUUUGCAUCCCUGGGCUCACCAAUGGCUUCCACAGCCAUGGAGAAAGUCUGGAUUCAGUGGAGAGUGGAGACUCGGACUCCAUCCAGGAGGGUGGGCGGGAUGUGCAGCCAGUCAAGGGCCAGUUGCUUUCCACGGCCCCGGAGGAGGCCCCGCUCUGCAGUAACUCUGGUUUAACCAGUCCAUCCUCAGCAUCUGAGAACAUGGCACGUGUCCACAGCCACAGAGAGUGACCUGACCCGCUGCUGAUCACGGCAGAGCUGUGAGGUGCUGCCUGCCCUCGGCUCAUGGAGCCCAGCAGGAGCUGAGCGGGCACAGCAUCUCCCAGAGUGGGGCUCGGACCCCUCAGCUGGGCACACACCUGCAGGAAACCAGGAGGUACCUUGGGCAGGGCCGUUCUCCUUCCUGCUGAAGCUGGUGAGUAGCUGGGUGUUGGUGGGAGCAGGAUCGAGCUGUCUGCCAAAGCCUGACGCAGAGAACCACGAUGGAACGGAGCCUUUCUGCGCUAGACUGGGGCUGUCACUUCUCUGGAGUCCUCCAGGCGACUGGCAAGGCGUCGUGUAAUGCUGGGAAGUGGCAGAGCACACUGAGUGAUCCUCCUCAACUGCCUCUGCACCGGGAGUGCCUUGGCACUGCCGACUGUGCCGGGAUGGAUCCUGUCACGGGAGUCCCGGGAGGGGGUGGAAGCCGACGGAAACAAACGCAGUGAGCUGCAACCACCAGCCUUUUCUGCCCUCCCGUGGUUAGAAGGAUUCCCAGGCUCUCUGUAACUUCUACUAGCAGGCUGAUGUAGUGGCCUUUUAUUACACACUCUACGAGUGCCUCUAACAACUUGUACUAUAUAGAACCUUCUGCAGCGUCUGGGUCAUUUCACCAGCCUGGACUUUGUUUUAUGUAGGUUCUUGUACCUAAUAUUUUAGGUACACAUCUGUCCUUUUAAUGUACAACAUGUAUUUUUAUUUCCUUGGAACAUCUUUAUAUUAUUUAAUUUUAUAAAGUGGAAUAGUGUGUGGUAUAGAGUAGCAUUUUUACAACUUCUCUCUUUCUUUAUUUUUUCCUCCCUAACAACACAACUACCUCAUGUCUGUUGGAGAAAAAAAAAGAAAGCAGUAGAUCUACUCUUUUGUUAUAGUCCAUUAUAGGUUUUAACUUAUUCUUAUACUGCCUUUUUCUAAAGAAUAUGUUUGCACUGGUUGUUGACUCUUUUUUAACACAUAGUGCUGCAGAUCUGAUGUCUCUCUUGCUUUGUUUCUCUGACACCUUCCCUACAGCCUGAGAGUUGGGUUGUGUCUCUCUGUAGGACUGUGUUUUGCAGAAACUACCAAAGGAGACUGCUCCAGCUGGUGGGAUGUUGAUCCAUCUCUCAUUAAAAAGCUUAUACUAAUGAAGAGAAAAAAGAACCAACAAUUGCAAAAGUAACUUGCGAUCUUGGGGACAUCUAUUUCAUUUUUUGUGUGUGCCCAAGAGGAGACAUCUCAGAUGGUUUUGAUUUCCAGAAAGCAGCACUCAGCCUUCUGUAAGCAGUGGACUUGCUGAAGGCUUUGGAUGAACAAUUGAAAUUUUCCAGUCACUUCUGAGAGUCCUGGCCAAAGUGCUUUUGGGUGGAUUUUUUUUUUUUUUUUGAAGAGCAGAGCACUACCAGAGCUUUAAAAUGAAAAUCAAAUCCUUGGUCUCAUACCAGUCAGUCUGGUUUGAAAAUCAUCCGGUGACUCUUCCUGAUGAUGCUGUUUGCUUACUGCUGACACGUCUCUCAGCCUGGCCCUGCUUGGAGUGGACUUUUCUCCACCUUUUCUUUAGCCCUGCUCCAGGCCUGCAGAGUUCAACUGCAAAUGGUACCAAUUGGACCAGCUCUGCAGGGGUAACAAGCAUUGGUAACUCUGGUCAUGAGUGGUAAAUAUUUUGCCUUCCUGGAGGAUUCUGAGAUCUGGCCAUUUGUUUAUUUAAAAAAUGAAGGUAAAUAUGCCCAUCUCCCUCAUUUCUUUUUGGAGUUCCCCCAAAGCUCUAUGGGGGAGCCAUGUGCUGACCUGAGAUCCUGUAGAAGACUUCAGAUUUUGCUUUUUGUGGUGAAAUCUGGAUGGAGGCACUACUGCUUGCAGCAAGGAGAACCUCACUCUGCCAGCACCCUGUCCCUGUUGUGAGGAGCCAUGUCACAGUGUGCCCUGUGUGGAGCUGAGCUGCACCAGCCCGUGUCCCUGCAAUCCAUCACACCCUGAGCUCCAGCUCUUCAGCAGAGGAGAACCUCCAAGCCUCCAUGCACCCUGUUGGGAAGGAUAUUGGAGCUUCCACCUCUCUCCAGCCUGCAGCCUGUCCUCCCAGCACCACACACUGUUCUGGUAACUGCCUGGAUUUCCAGUUGUUGCGCUCACUCUGUUUGGUCCAGCUGCUGCUUGGUGUCUUGAGGAGUCUCAGAAAUGCUGUUCCAUGCUCUGAAGAGCCAUAACUCUGGAAUGCUGUGGGACAGAGACUGGAAAUCGGUGCCGGCGAGCAGGUGAGGCAGGAGUUAGUGUGUGUGUGCUACUGGAGCGAGGAGCUAGAAAGGCAGAGGAUAAUAACCCCCAGACCCCACUGCCACAAGACUUUGAAACUCAUGACUUAGCAGGGUACAGCUAAGGCAGUGCAGUGUUAUUGCAGGCAAUAAGGGCAAUUCACAUUCUAUGGGAGUGGAGGCAGAGGCACAAACCCUCCAGCUGGGCAGUGUCAGGCACUCGCUGCAGAGGGUGGGGGGAUGUUCUGCAGGUGGGCCUCAGUUCCCAGUUAUUUCCAUGGAACAGUCCUUGCCCUUCCCCAGUGACAGAACAGGCCCUGCACAAGCCAUGUUGCCACUGCUGGGGUGCAGAAAGGGAGGAGGACACUUCUCAAAAAUGCUCACUCUAGGGGAACCACUCCAGGGGAGCCCUUGGUCACUUCCUUUCACCUCCCAAACCAGUUCCUCUGCCCUCACACACGUCAGGGUGCCGAAGGACUGCUCCUGCUGAGCAUCCUGGCUAUCAGAGGGCAGUGCCAGGAGCAGUUUGGCCAGCAGCAGGUAUGACCAGGGCACCAGAGUUCUCCUCCCAGCUCCCUGUCAGGACACAGUACCUGGGGCAGGUCAUGGACCAGCCCUGAGCUUUCCAUCCAUGGGAUGGAAGGGGAUGGAGGCUUAGUCCAGUGGCUGAUACAGAAAUGUGCCACAGUUUUCGGGAAGCUCCCUUAUACAUGCACCCUCUGCUUUGUCUGUACUGACUUUAGCAAUCCCACAGCCAUGAGCUGAGCUGCCUGAAAGCUGUCCCUGCCUGUCACUGAAGGCAGGCACCGUGCCUCUGGAUCAACUUGGGCCAACCACAAAACACCACAGUACUUAUGUGCCCCGAGAGCUUUGGGGGAGAUGCAGGAGAGCACAAACAGUUUUGCUUACACAUCCCAGAAAUACUUUGUCUCCUCAUGCUGAGGCUUGUUCUGGUCUCAUUACACCUCACCAAAUUGUACCAGGAUGUGAGACUGGCAGCGUUUGGAUGUCCAAGAACUGUGGUGGCCUUGGGCUCAUACACCAAACCUCAGCUACAGCAAUCCAGGCCGUUCCCCUGGAGCCAGGAGGUCACCCCUGGCCAGCAGCAGCGGAGCUGUCCCUGGACCAACGCUUGUCCACAGGGAGUGCUGGGUGUCCGUGUCCAACUCGGCUGUGCUCCAGGUCUCUCCUGCCUGGAACACAUGGGGACCUUUCAGCCCCAGCUAGAAAUGAAUUGAAGAAGACACAUAAUACACACUUGAUGUGUAAAGCUGAAACAACCAGUGCAUAUAUUUUUUUAUCAUGGAAUAAGUAGCUUUCUUGCAGAUUUCUCACAGGCACACAAGCUGUUGAUACCUUUAAUUACCCAUCAUGCUUAAUAUCUGUUCCUGCACACCAGGCUCCUUUCUCCCUUUUCUUCCUUUCAGUAACACUAAAGAUUAUUGCUGUUCAACUUUUUUGCUGGUGUAUAUUGUUUUACAUUGUUAAAAUGUCAGGUUUGUCUCACUGGCAUAAUUUUGUAGUAUUAAUGUUACUGUUUGGCUACACAACUGUAUAUUCCCCAUGCUGCUGUGAGAGUCACAAUUCUCAACCUUUCAUUUAUUUUCAUUCCUUGUUACAUGAAAAACAUGACUCAGAAAACCCUCUAUCAGCUUUUUGUUGAUUUGAUUUCUUACUGAACAGACAGCAAAGUUCUGGUUUAAAUAGUUCAAAUGAGAUAACUUAUAAUUUAGGGUUUGAGAAUCUUUUUACAUUACUAGCUAACAGUCGUGAGAUCAGCCCAUGAAAUAUGCUGUGUAAGAAAACAACCAUUUUACUAAAGCACUGUAUAUGUUUUUGGUCUCAUUAGUAAUAGAUGUUUUGAAGGGAUCAUUGUGUCUUUUCUAAUCAAUACUUUUGUUAGAAAAGCGGUGUUUAGUCCAGCAGAAAUCUACCAUCUAUUUCUGUUAUUCUAUUCCCUUGCUUGUAUUUUCAAGUUAAAUUUCAUUUAAUUUUCUGCACAGUGCAUAAGGAUGUGUAACCAGAACUUGAUCUUGUUUGAAGGUUGUGUCUGUGUUUGGUUCCAUGCUGUACUUUAUUAUAACUUUCUUUCUUCAGAGACUGUUCUUACUCCACAAAUACUCUUUAGUGUUAAAAGUGUAAGAAGACAUUGUCCUUAUAUUCCUUAACUAAUGGGUUAUUAAUAAAAUGUUUUAAAAAAAA